Perca flavescens (yellow perch) is the source of this 7261-nucleotide messenger RNA. It is a transcript of the gene lrp8, whose product is annotated as low density lipoprotein receptor-related protein 8, apolipoprotein e receptor. The record is from RefSeq and is a predicted model, not a curated record. Gene Ontology annotation, biological process: receptor-mediated endocytosis. Gene Ontology annotation, molecular function: hormone binding; protein binding; calcium ion binding. The coding region runs from base 214 to 3180 and encodes 988 amino acids. NCBI's taxonomy places the organism in Eukaryota, Metazoa, Chordata, Actinopteri, Perciformes, Percidae. Gene Ontology annotation, cellular component: plasma membrane; apical plasma membrane; signaling receptor complex. The transcript has 19 exons.
GCUAUCCCGCCCAUAAGCGUCACUGAUUCAAAUUGCAGCCGAGGCAGGAGGGAGAGAGGAAGGAGAGAGCCGCUCCGAUCACACACAUUUCACACGCUCAGGAGCAGAGGAAGAGAGAGGAACACACAGUCAGAGCGACUGAGAGGUUGGGGAUCCUUAAGUGGUUUUUCUCUUGCAUGAACACAACCGUAGACCCCCCACCAGGAUCUAAAGAUGUGGACAGAAGUCGGGAAGCUUGUGCUAUUACAUUUGUUACUCAUGGAGCUCCAUUGCGCUAAAGGAACUACUACGGAGUUGGAGUGUGAAACGGGGCAGUUUCAGUGCAAGAACGGACGGUGCAUCCCGACCCUGUGGCGAUGUGAUGAUGAUGAUGAUUGCUCAGACAGCAGCGACGAGGAGAACUGCCCAAAGAAGACAUGUGCGACCACAGACUUUGCCUGUAAGAACGGACAGUGCGUCCCUGCUAGGUGGCGCUGUGAUGGCGAGCCGGAGUGUGCAGACGGUUCAGACGAGGCUGAUGCGAUCUGCAGCCGACAGACCUGUCCACCAGAGAAGUUUGAUUGCGGAGGGGCUGCCAGCAAAUGUGUUUCGUUGUCAUGGCGAUGCGACGGAGAGAGGGACUGCGAGAACGGGGCAGAUGAGGACCAGUGCGCUGCAGAUGCCAAGGCCUGCCCCUCCAAAGAUUUCCAGUGUCGUAAUGGGAAGUGCGUGGCACCAAUCUUUGUGUGUGAUGGAGACGACGACUGUGGGGAUAACAGCGAUGAAGAGAAGUGCACGGCUCCCACUUGCGGCCAGCACGAGUUCCGCUGCAAUGACUCGGAGUGCAUCCCCGCCUUGUGGAGUUGCGAUGGCGACCCGGACUGCAAGGACAAGUCAGACGAGUCCAUGGAGCGCUGCAGCCGAAGGACAGAGCCCCAGAAACCUCGCUGCCCAGUGGGCGAGUUCCAGUGUGGGAGUGGGGAGUGUGUCCACAUGAAUUGGAAGUGUGAUGGAGACGCAGACUGCAAGGAUAAAUCGGAUGAAGCAAACUGUCCGCUUCUUACAUGUCGACCUGAUGAGUUCCAGUGUGGCGAUGGAUCCUGUAUCCACGGAACCAAACAGUGUAAUAAAGUGCAUGACUGUCCAGACUACAGUGAUGAAGCUGGCUGUGUCAAUGUUACAAAGUGCGACGGGCCAAGAAAGUUCCGCUGUAAGAACGGGGAGUGUAUUGACAGCAGCAAGGUGUGUGACAAUGUGAAAGACUGCAAGGACUGGUCUGAUGAACCCAUGAAGGAGUGUGGCCUGAAUGAGUGUGCAGACAACAAUGGCGGCUGCUCCCACAUCUGCAGGGACCGCAGAAUUGGCUAUGAGUGCGACUGUCCUUCUGGGUACAAACUCCUGGACAAAAAGACUUGUGGAGACAUAGAUGAAUGUGAGAACCCAGAUGCCUGCAGUCAGAUCUGCAUCAACUACAAAGGAGAUUAUAAGUGUGAGUGCUACGAAGGCUACGAGAUGGACCCUGCCUCUAAGACCUGCAAGGCCGUGGGAAAGAGUCCGUACCUGAUGUUCACUAACCGCCACGAGAUUCGUCGCAUUGACCUGCUAAAGAGUGAAUACACUCAGGUGGUUCCCACGCUGAAGAACGCAGUGGCCCUGGAUGUAGACGUGUCCACCAACAAGAUGUUCUGGUGUGAUCUAUAUCAUCAAAAAAUAUACAGUGCUUACAUCAACAAGGCCAGUGACUCCUCACAGCAGGUGACCCUCAUCGACUCGCUCCACUCCCCCGAGGGCCUGGCCGUUGACUGGGUCCACAAGAACAUCUACUGGACUGACUCUGGCAACAAGAGCAUCUCCGUUGCCACAGGAGACGGCAGGAAGCGAAAAGUGCUGAUAGCCACUGAGCUGAGCGAGCCACGGGCCAUCGCAGUGGAUCCACACCAAGGGUUUAUGUACUGGUCAGACUGGGGAGGUCAGGCCAAAAUCGAGAAGGCUGGGAUGAAUGGAGUGGACCGACAAGUUCUGGUGUCCGAACACAUCGAGUGGCCCAAUGGAAUAACCCUGGACUUGUCUAACAGGCGUCUGUACUGGGUGGACUCCAAGUUGCACCUGCUGUCCAGUGUGGAUCUGAAUGGGGACAACCGCAAAGUGCUUCUGUCCUCCCAUCACCAUCUGGGACACCCCUUCGCACUCACUGUGUUCGAGGAUCACAUAUAUUGGACCGACUUAGAGGAUGAAACGAUAUACAGUGCCAACCGACUGACAGGACAUGAUGUGGCAAAGGUGGCAGAGCACCUCAACAACCCCCUGGACCUGGUGGUGUUUCAUGAACAGAGGCAGCCCAAGGCCCCAGAUACCUGCAACAUGGGCAGUCUGCCUAACGGUGGCUGUGAAUACCUCUGUCUGAAGGCCCCCCAGAUCACAGAUCACUCUCCCAAGUACACGUGUGCUUGUGCUGAUGGCAUGGAGCUGGGACCAGACAUGAGGCGCUGUGCUAUAGUUCGACCCAGAGCAACCACAACAACAGCUGUGCCAACCACCUCCACCACCAUCACCACUACAACUCCCGCCACAACCACGACAACAAGCGCUACAACAACUAGCACAACUGUUGCCAGCACCACGACUCCCCCUACCACGACCAAAAGCUCCACUAGCACCUCUGCUGCUACAACACUCAGGCCCACAACCAGAGGGCUGACGACACCUGCCCCGCCUCAGACCCCCAGGCCAACUUCUACGGAGCCACCUCCGACCCCCGUGGCCACGAGUACAGAGACGGCCAGUUUCAGCAGGGCCAGUCAGAAGUCCACAUCCACACACACGCCUCUACUGGGCCCAGUGGCCCCCAAUAGCAUUCAGAGAGAGAGCAACGCCAACCUCUCCCACAGAGGUAAGAAUCAUGCUGCGAGUGAUCACUACCUCAUAGGUAACAACAUCACAGUAGCUGUUCUGGGGAUAGUCAUUCCUAUCGUCCCUAUCCUUGCCACAGUGGUCAUCGGAUUACUCUGCACCGGCGGAUACCUGGUUUGGCGCAACUGGCGGCGCAAGAACACCAAGAGCAUGAACUUCGACAACCCCGUUUACCGCAAAACCACAGAGGACGACGACGAUGAAAUCCACAUCGGGCGACACAGCGAGUCCAUAGGCCACGUUUACCCGGCACGCGUGGCACUCAGUCUGGAGGAUGAUGGCUAUCCCUGAGGGGGGGUUGCAGCCUGCCCCCCUUCCCAAUUCCAUCCUGGCCCCUCCUCUCACCACAGCCUCUACACCACUACAAUGAGGCCAGUACAACGCAGAGGAGAAAGAGAACGGGGUCCUCAUUUUGCCUCCCCCUUUUGAGGAGCAGGGAUGACAUGUACUUGUAAAUCCCCCUUCCUCUCCUACUUUCUCCACUGGGGUAACAUUACUACCACUACUAGCCACUACUACUUUCCUUAGUGCUAGUUUAUUAGUAGUCUCUGCUCCACUCCUCUCUUCUCUCUGCCUCUUGUUAGCUGUAGUGGUGUGUAAAAUGCUGCUUGAUGAUUUUGUUCAAACUAACCUCAUUUGGCUGUCUCCGUGCACACUGUAAAUAGAAGGCUGUCUGACCACCGUACAGGGGGAAAAAGCUGGCAUUAUUUAGAAUUCCUCAUAUGACGUUUUAUUUAUUUGUAUGUGUUUCCUGUUGUAAAUAUGUAAUCAGCAUAUCUCAGUUCUACAGAGUUACAGGCAGAUGUGUUCAAGUUUGCAAGGAUAUAGAGUUGUAGGCAAGGACGUUAUUUUCUUUGUAGUACCCUUUACAUCUUAAGUUGACUUUACAGAUUUUUUUCAAACAGGAGAAUGUCAUCCUUUUUCACACCCAGCCUCUCAGAAUUGCCCCUUAACAUAUUGUAUGUAGGCAGGCAAAGCUAAAUAUAGCCAAGGGGAAAGGAGACAGAAAUAAAUGAUGGGGUUGUCUUCAUGCUUGGAGGUGAUUUCGGGGGUGAAAGAGUUAGUAGAGUGUUUUUUCUCUUUUGAGGGGAAUAGGAGGAUUUGUGCCACCAGAGGGUAGUGCCUCAAGGCAAAAAUCAGCAGGGCAGAAAAGGCAAAGGAUUAUGGGUAAUCCUCUCUCCUGCUAUCAGAGGUGUGCGUACAGUCGAUAAUGAAUUUGGGAUUGUUUUCUCAUUUGCGGCAGGUGUGAGGACUCACGCGUUCCUGAGUUUUUGUUUGUGUCUGCUGCAAUCAAUAUGUUAGAGGUAAAACUUCAUUUUCAGUCAGCAGAGUGUCACAAAACACUUUUUGAGAUAUCAAUGAUGCUUUGAGGUACUGAGCUCUUUGACUUUCAACCCUAGCACUGAGCAUGACUACACAUAAAUACUUUUUUUUUGAAAUUCAGAAGACAGGACACUUUAUGUGGUUUCUAGAUAUGUUUACAUUUAAAUGCAUAGUUGUGCAUUCAGUAUUGGAAUCCUGUAGGGAUGAAGUAUAAGAAAAUGAAGUAUGAGAACGCAAGCAGCGUACUGAUCUAUUGACACAAAUAUAUUUUGCAGCAGUCUAUUUUUGCUGUAUUUUUGGUUCCAGUAGUCUUUAACACUACAUUAUUCUUAUAGGUAUAGCUCCCACAACAUCACUUUUUCUUUCAUUUGACAUAACAUGGUUUCAUAACUUCCCAGUAAACAUCAAUCGCAGCAUUUUAGUGGAUUCACAGCACUGCUUUUGGUGUUUCUUGGCAUUAUAACUUCUCCCUCUUUAGUCCCCUAUCUUGGCUGUGUGUUUUCUGGAUGAGAUGGUGUGUGUUUUGGUUUUUUCUUUUUCUUUAUUUACACAUAUAACAUAAAACAAUAAAAAGAAACAAUAUAUCAUUUGCAAUAGAAAAAGACUCCACAUUUGAAAGGAAUCACUUUCCGCUGUCACUGACUAUUAAGUGUCGGUUGUUAGUGGCCCUGUUUUGUAUGAGCAGAUAAGUAAUACGCCGAGGCUGACUGAGCCGAGCACUGAUUUGAUUUGAAAGCUGGAUAGAGAGGAAGCGUGUAAACCAGCGUAAAGAGCUGAUCUUUCAUUGGCUUGCCACAGACAUGCUUCCAGCCCAUUGAAUAAAAUGGAAUUCAUGCCUAGUGACUAUUGCAAUAAUUGCACAUGAUGUGUUGUAAUAGUAAAUUACUGGACUCCGUUAUGACGAUUUAACAUGAUCGCUGUUACGAGUUAUGGUAGAAUAACAACUUUCCUAUCCUGGAUGUAAUUUAGUCUCAAUACAGGGCAUCUUGAAGGUGUUAAGCACACAUAUAAUGCUUUAUAUAAAGUAUCGAGGUGUUUUACUUUGUCCUAAUUUUAGCUACAGGUCUUCCAUCAUAAGAAUAACAAAUCAGAACAAUGUGGCAAUUCAGCUGAACUGAGCUAAGAAAUGCUUUUGUUUUUCAGAUGUUCAGUCUUUUUUUAAUAACGAGCAAAAACAAGUAUAGAAUGCAAAGAUUAAAGUCUUCCAUUGUAGGCUAUAGACUCAGCGUAUGCAUUCAUCUUACUAUACGGACAGUAUGUGCAUACAAACAAACAGUUGUUUAACGGUAGUUAUUAUUGAUGGUUCUCACUGUUUCCUGGAAAGUUUUGCCCAGUGUGAAUGCUCAGGAAAACAGACAAAGACAAAGGUAAGCAGGAAAUGACUGCCAGGAUUUAGACUAAACUCUACGCAAACAGGUUUAUGCUUGGAAGAUGAAUAGUGGGCCAUUCAUUUUGCUGGAUUUCUGCUGCUCACCUCCCUCAGAAGGAUGCCACUUUCUUCUCUCCGUUUACAGUGGGGGAUUUCUAUGAACUGAAUGUGACAAGUGGCAUGCUAGACAGGGAAAUUAUAGUCCUCUCCAGGACUGCACUCCCCUACGUCUAUCUAAUGAAGCAGGAUUGAGCACAAAGGGGAGGCCAUCUCCCUUCAUCUUACCCUUGCACAGAUGAAGCCAAAUAAAAUGCAUUACACAGUGGAGAAGACUGUAACUCAGCUCAGCAUAUUCCCAGUGAGUUUUUUUUUUUUUUUUUUUUUUGGCAGAAUAUAGGAUUGACAUGUAGGAGACAGUUUGAAUUGGCACACUUGCGUUUUGGUAUAAACUGUGGUCAUGUUUUAAUAUUUUCAUUCGGUAUGAUGGCCUUGGGAAUUGUUAAGAAUGCUCACAAUUUCAUAUGUUUUCAUAAAAAAACUAAAUCUAAGUCCUAAAGGAAAGACGUAGAUGAUGUAAGAUGGCAAGAAAGAUGAAAAAGGUCAGAUAUCUUUGUGAAUUUAAGAUUAAAUAAAUCACAAACCCGAUGAUGGAUUGAACCCUGAGCUCACUCCACAUAGUUUCCUUCAUGUCCAUGUUUGCUGCAGGUCUAAUGGAGUUCCAUAUGGAGGGUAUGCAGUUAGGAGAAUAAAUUGCUUAUUCAUUGAGGUGACUGAGCGUGGCAUUGUAGAAACGUUAUUAUUGCUACAGUGUGAAGACAGAUUGGCUAGUCGACUUUGUGGCCACCUUGAGAGCCGCCCCUAAAGGACGCUAAACAGGUCCAGAAAGGGACUGGUAUCAUUCAUCACAUAGUAGGUAAUAAUUGUAGUGGUAGUAGAGGAAAUGCUUUGACAGUAUGCUGUCUGGACAUUCUUGAUUCAUAUUGUUAGGAAUCAUUUAGGGCCUAAUCAGUGCCCUAAUGGUAGCAUAAUCAUAGUUUUACCAUCAGUCAGCUCCAUAAACAACAUGACGGUUAGAAGGAUCAAGUUGAGCACUCUGCCUCAUGCUGAAGAAUAAUGAAUUGUGUGUGUGUCUGUGUGUGUUUCUGUACAUAUGUUCAGUUGUUUAGUUAUUGUAAGAUCCGUUUUUUGUUGAUUAUUAUUAACUUGAAGUCUUUUCAGUGUUAAGUCAGUAGUUGCUGCAGUGUUUCAUGUGCAACAUGAUAACUAGAACAAAGGUAUUUAACACGCUUCUUUAACCUAGCUGAGACCUUCCUCAUGUUUUAAUGGUGAAACCCAAUUUAACAAAUCACUAGUUUGAAACUACAGUAGCUGGUUGUUACUAAAUAGUUUAGAGGGACUUUACACACAACUGUGUGUGUGGAUCAAGGGUGUAACUUUGGUUGUGGGGGGGCCUGGGGGUCCUCCGCCAGAAUUUUUCUUUUCAAAUUUCAAAUUCAUUUAUAGGCAUGAAGGUGAUACAAAAUCCAGGAAAUAAUUAGGUUGACCAUAAUGAUAAAUUAUGCAAGAAACAAUAGUACUAAACUAUGUAUAAGAAUCUUUAUUGCUUAAAAUAGGUGCCAGUCACAGAGACUCAUAAAUCAAAAUAAUAUCAAAACAAAUUUGAAAGUGGGGGGGACACAA